This is a messenger RNA of Aureobasidium uvarum, 1731 nucleotides long. The record is from the annotation of a GenBank genome assembly. NCBI's taxonomy places the organism in Eukaryota, Fungi, Ascomycota, Dothideomycetes, Dothideales, Saccotheciaceae.
AUGCCCGGCACAGAUCCUAAUGAUAAACCACUCGUGUCUGGUAGCGGCGUAAACGUCUCGAUCAACUUGGCCGAGCCAGCACUAUUCUUGCAGGGCUUCGAACAGAACGACAUGGCUAGCGGCAACACGGCUAUGCUAAGAGGAACACUCCAUCUGCGUGUAACGAAAGCCGCCAAAAUCAAGGCAGUCACUCUCAAGUUCAAGGGCAGAGCAACCACGAAAUGGCCCGAAGGUGAUUUGCUGCUCUCCAUUUGGUUCCGAGAUGUUGACAAUAUCAUGAGCCACACCUGGCCAUUCUUUAAUGCUCAAUUCCCCACAGCAGAGGCAGGACCUUGCGCAGAUCACGUAGAACUCUUCAAGUCCGGCGCUUCCUCGACAACCUCAUCUUUUGGUAUGGGAAAGUCGCCAAACAUCUCGACAACCAAUCUUACCACAAAAGACCAACGAAGGCUGUCAUUACAGGUCAAUCAGUCGCGCAGUUUUGGCAAAGGUGAAUCUUCUACUGGUGGUCCUUCAGUAGCACAGAAAGGCUACCGUACCUUCAACCCAGGAGACUACGUAUACAACUUCGAGCUCCCCCUUGACAGCAGACUGCCCGAGACAAUCGAUGUGGAUCUAGGCUCGGUCAAGUACGAGCUUGAGGCUGUCAUCGAACGCGCCGGAGCUUUCAGAGCCAACCUUGUCGGAGUUCGCGAAGUGCAAUUGAUCAGAGCCCCAGCAGAGGGAUCCCUCGAACAGGUCGAACCCAUUGCCAUCAGCAGAAAUUGGGAAGACCAGCUCCACUACGACAUUGUCAUUUCCGGAAAAUCGUUUCCUCUUGGAUCUCAGGUCCCUAUUGCGUUCAAGCUAACUCCGCUGGCCAAGGUGCAAUGCCACCGAAUCAAAGUACUCGUGACCGAGAACAUCGAGUAUUUCUGCAGUAAUAAGCGGGUCCACCGCAUGGAGCCUACAAGGAAGGUCCAGCUGUUCGAGAAGCGAGCAGACACACCACCCACCAGCACCUUCCCCGGUAGUUCGAUGCGUGUAACCUCAGGAGGUGGUGUACCGUAUGACCAACGCGCGCGUGCCGCAGCUGGUGAGACUGUGCAGACCUCGGACCCGACAAAUCUUCUCGGCAAUCUGGAAGGCAAGCGUAGACACUUCGAAAUCUCCAUCGACUCGCCCUUCCACAUUCUCUCAUGUCGCGCGACACAAGCAAACACAUCUUUGCCCGCCUACACCAGCCCAGAGUCUGCUUCCAAUGGAAGCACAUUGUACGAAUGCGGCUGUCCCAACGCACUUCGCCGUCGCAACUCUCCCACUUCAUACGUCCCCACACUCAAUGCACUAAACGGCAUGAGAGAAACAACCAUACCACCCACAAUCACCGCGCCCAGUCUGGCUCGCCCACAAGCCGCACACUUGACUGGUGCAGCACCCCACAACCAACUCGAUCGUCCCAUCCACUUGUUGCGUGCUCCCUCAUUCAACCCGCCAGCUUUCGAAGACGAGGAGCCCCCACCGCCACUCAUCACUCCUCCCCCACAAUACGACAGUAUUGCGAGUCCGACUUCGGGAUUGGCCGACUACUUUGCACGCUUGUCAGAUGCCUAUGACGACGACGAAGACAGCGAUGAUGCCAGCAGCAGUCGUGGCCGUGUCGAUGUUCCACUGACACCUGGCGCAAGAGUCAACAGAAGUAUGGACGUUUCCAGAAGUUGGGUACCCCUCGGUGCUCAACUACAUGGUUAA